Rubroshorea leprosula is the source of this 1450-nucleotide messenger RNA. Lineage: Eukaryota; Viridiplantae; Streptophyta; Magnoliopsida; Malvales; Dipterocarpaceae. The record is from the annotation of a GenBank genome assembly.
UCUUGUCUUCCCGCUGCACCCGAAAGAAAAAAGAAAGGGAACCCAGCCAUGCCUUGGAAAACCGGUGAGAAAGCUUGAUUUUUCCCUUCUUUUCUUGUCCAAGAACCUGAUUUGGAACCCAGAAAUCUUCCCCCCCUUGCUGGAAAAUCCGGAUCUGCCUUGCUUUGCUCUGUCCUUCCGCCGGCUGCUCCUGCUUUGUGGGGGCGAAUUGCUUUGAUUUUCCGUCCGUGAGUUUCCCUGCAACUUGCCGCCGGCUUCUUCUUCCCCCUGCAGCUCCGGUUCCUUGCUUGCAAAUUCUGGUAUGUGGCAGCCCUCCAAGCCCCUGAAUUUGUCCAUUUAUUUGCUUUUAAUUGCUGCCCUAUUAGAAAACCCCGUGAGAUUAGCUAGUGUUUUGGCCAAUUUUGGAAGUGGAGUUACUGUUCACGUCGGAGUUACUGUUCACCGGAAUAUCAUCGGGAUUAAGAGUGAUCUUGAUGAUUUGAGUUUGAAUUUGUGGUGAUACGAUAAUUAAUUGUGGAUAUUUUGAUUAGGUUCUUGAUCGUCCUGUCGGUUUAGUACGUGAAUUGAGUGCUCGGUUUUGCAGAGUGAGGUAAGUAAAAUUAUGGUAACGCCCUUCGACUUUUCAAGCAUGUUUUGAUUUGUUUUUGAAGCGGUGGCGGAACUAAACCCGUUUUACACAAGUAUGAUUGAUUUGAAGUGAAAUGUUUUAUGCUUUUCAUUAAAUUGAGCAUGCCUACUUGAAAUUUAAGUGAUUGUCCUGAUGAUCUGAAAGUGAUUGUGAAUUGUGAUUUUCCUGUUAACUUCUGCUUGUUUUGUCUCCGAUAUGGUCAUGUUAUUCGUGUGCCCGCUAGUGGGAGGUUUAUAAACGCUAGCACUUGUCCACAUGUUAUUGAUAGAACCGGUUCGCUCGUGACCCUACUAGUGGGGAUUAUACACUAUUACUCGUGUGCCCGCCAGUGGGAGGUUUAUAAACGCUGGCCAUGACCUAUAGAGGAGACGUCUAUUUCGUGCCCGUACUGUAUCUGUUUUCGUGAUUACACUUGUUGGCAUGCUUUAAGUUUGAUAAGGGGCACUCCAUAUUUACUUACUGAGUUUAUCUCAUAGUUUUCCUUGUCCACCAUUUCAGGAAAUGAAACUGAGGACGGGGAAACCACGGGAAGUGACGAGUUAGAAAGCUAGCCAUUUCGAGAUUGAUAUAGAUUUUUAGAUAUGAAUCAUGAUCUUGUAUUUGAAGAUUUUAUGUUAUCGGAGUAAAUUUUAAAGAUUUGAUCUUCAGAUUUUGAUGGUAUCAGAGUGUGAUAUGAUAAGUUCCGAGCCUUGUGCAUUUGUGGGACCCGUCUCACGAGUGCACGGCGUCUGUCGCGUCUCGAAAUUGGGUUUUGGGGCGUGACAACCGUUGUACCAAACAGGCCCUUAAUUAUGGGUUCAAUAAUAAAUAUCAUAUUCAAUC